CUUCUUCUGGCCUCUCUACGAGAUUUGUUUCGAGAUCUCAACAUUUGUAGGUGACGAUGGCGCUUCGUGCUACUCAAUCGACUGCUCGUAUAGCGGCACGCGUGGGUCGGACUUUCUCAACAGACGCGGUGGUGGAGUCGGAUUGCAAGCGUGGCGAGAUCGGCAAGGUGUCCGGAAUCCCAGAGGAGCAUCUCGCACGAAAGGUGAUAAUAUAUUCGCCUGCUAGAACAGCGACCCAGCAAGGAUCUGGGAAACUUGGGAAAUGGAAGAUCAACUUCGUCUCCACCCUCAAGUGGGAGAAUCCAUUGAUGGGGUGGACUUCUACGGGUGACCCUUAUGCCAAUGUUGGUGACUCCGCUCUUGGUUUUGAUUCUGAGCUAGCUGCCAAGUCCUUUGCUGAUCGUCAUGGCUGGGACUUUGUGGUCAAGGCGCCCAAAACACCCUUAUUGAAGGCCAAGUCUUACUCUGACAACUUCAAGUGGAAAGGCAAACCUCAACUAGAGAACUGAUCUCCUUCUUCUUCCAUUUCUCGAACAAAAGGAGAAGCCCCCACUUGAUUGAUAUAAAGAAAGGCUCUCUCAUGUUUUAUUCGCUAUUUACCAUGUGUGAGCUUUUUUUCUAAACUAUUAUCCAUGGUUGGAUUCUCUUCUUUUUUUU
Molecule: messenger RNA, 657 nt
Organism: Brassica oleracea var. oleracea
Lineage: Eukaryota; Viridiplantae; Streptophyta; Magnoliopsida; Brassicales; Brassicaceae
Product: NADH dehydrogenase [ubiquinone] iron-sulfur protein 4, mitochondrial
Exons: 5
Coding region: 57-509 (150 amino acids)
Biological process (GO): electron transport chain
Source: RefSeq, a predicted model, not a curated record